CCUGGAUCCCAGAUGAAGAUCUCGAUCGUAGAGCAGGAUCUAAAGGAGAUCAUUUUCACCCUGAUGAUCCCAUUAGUAGUGACCGAUAGAUAUCAAUUGAUACGUGCAGAGGAUCCCAGAUUAUACCGAGCUUUCAAGUGAUGGUGAUCCACGGCAAACAUUUACAUUGCGCGACUGCGGUCGUGAAACUGUGUCCGAUGAGAGAAAAUGAUAAUGAAUACAGGUCUCCAUAGAAAUUAAGUGGGCCUUCAUCUAUUUCUUCUUCCAGAAAUAUCGAUCUCCUGUCGUGAUCGACAACUCUAAGGAAUGGUUUUCUUCUUGCCCUCCGACAACCGCCCAGGUGAGAGCAUGCUAAGUCUAGAUUAGUACACCCUGAAAGAUUAUCAACAACGACUUGUUUACAACUUUAUUUCGAGUUUGCAGUCUUCAAACAUAAAGAUAAACAUUUGAGCGAAGAAAAAAAAUUCUUUACACUUUUAUUACAGUACUACCAGCAACAUAUAGGGCGGGACCACAUAUUGAGUUGUUUGCGUUACCGAAAAGAGCUGUCAAUUUUCUGAAACGCGGCAACCAAGUACUUCUACUUACUUUCCGAUUGAGAUAUAUCCAACUGCAACUGAUUUGUGUCUAUACAAGCUCUAGUUUUGAAACACAUAAAGAAAAGAACGACGAUGCUCAUGUUUCCGUCCCGUCAAAGCAGACACAACCGCUGUUCUAGCGGCCACGGUUUCGUCUGCGGCACCGUCUUGGCGUUGGUAGCGAUUAGCCAGCACUGGCUCUUCGCAAACUUGAAAAGUGGCGUAAUUGUUACACCCACAUCCGCGCUCACGUUGACGAAAAAAACCAACAAAGACAUCAACCCGCAUUUGGUGGAAACCAUCGCGGGGCUGUCAGUCUGGGAGAGCUGGUCAUUAAUUCGUGAUGCGUCUGCGGAAAAAAACGAUGGACGAUCUGGAUUCUCUUCCGCGGACCGCCAGCCACGAGAAUAG
Molecule: messenger RNA, 989 nt
Organism: Amoebophrya sp. A120
Lineage: Eukaryota; Dinophyceae; Syndiniales; Amoebophryaceae
Source: the annotation of a GenBank genome assembly